GGCACAUGUCAAAUGUUUUAUCAUGUCAAGCGCGACAUCUACUAGGUAAUAGAUCAACUGAGUGCUCUAGACAUUUUAUGGGAUAAACAUUACUUUUAAAUUACCAAAUCGUACUCCUGCAUCUCUUUAUCUUGUUGAUCUGUGGUCGUGACACAGAACAUCUGUUUUUUCUGUAUCUGUUUGUUGUUCUGUGGAUUUCUGUCAAGAAAGAUGAUUUUGGUUAUGUUCUGUUGACAACUUUUAAAAUUCAUUUACAACGAUUUUCAUUUCAUCGUUUAGGAUGUCUUUAGAACAAACUGCAUGCGAAGAUUUGAAAGCUUUCGAAAGGCGGUUGACUGAGGUGAUAGCUUGUUUACAUCCUUCUACAACAAGAUGGAGAAUUGUGCUAGUUGCUGUAUCGAUAUGCGUUGCCACGGGGGCCAGCCAAUGGAUUCUAGAUCCUGAAACAAGGAUAGUUUCUUUAUCACAGUCGCUUUCAAAUCAUCCUUUUUUAUAUUAUCGACUAUAAUAUUGAUCACUAUAUUGCUGCUAGGCGUUCACAAACGAGUGAUAGCAGCGUCUAUAAUAACAUCAAGAACUCGAGAGGUGUUAGGUGACUUCAACAUGUCAUGUGAUGAUACUGGAAAGCUGAUUCUGCGACCAAGACCGACAAACAUCACUUGACAGCAAUUCACCAGUGUUGGUUACAUUGUGUAAAUAUGGUAAUAUUAAUGUGUAUAGUGAGUCAAUAAACUGUAUUUAGGAUGACUGAAGAUAUGAG
Molecule: messenger RNA, 760 nt
Organism: Acanthoscelides obtectus
Lineage: Eukaryota; Metazoa; Arthropoda; Insecta; Coleoptera; Chrysomelidae
Source: the annotation of a GenBank genome assembly